Messenger RNA from Westerdykella ornata, 201 nucleotides. RefSeq lists its product as uncharacterized. The annotation marks the transcript as partial. Lineage: Eukaryota; Fungi; Ascomycota; Dothideomycetes; Pleosporales; Sporormiaceae. The record is from RefSeq and is a predicted model, not a curated record. The transcript has a single exon.
AUCAACUGUGAUGAUGACAUCUGCAGUGAAUAUCUAUGGGACAAACGCCGGGCUUCGUAUUUUCCAGGACACAGCAAGGAAGAAGUUAUCCAGAUGAAGAUACUCCGUGAAUGGAUGUGUAACCAAGAGAAUUGGCAAACAUGCCUAAACCCCAAUUGCACACUGCAUUGGGAAGAGAAACAGAGUAACGGAUUUGGCUAA